Molecule: messenger RNA, 23519 nt
Organism: Ceutorhynchus assimilis (cabbage seed weevil)
Lineage: Eukaryota; Metazoa; Arthropoda; Insecta; Coleoptera; Curculionidae
Source: the annotation of a GenBank genome assembly
UUCUAAAUGCCGUAAACGGCCGACGAGAACCGACCACUAGUUCGAAUCAAACGGUGGAGAGCGGCGAGCAGGGCGGCGAGACAACGAGAUCGAGAAGCGCUGCUGCCACGUAAUUGCGGAUCAAUAAACAAAUCUCUGUGGUGCCCGCAAAUCCCAAGUAUUUUAACGCCAAAUUUAAUAAAAUUGUGAUAUUAAGUAUUCUCAUUCAGUUAGUAGUGUGUGUGUGUGAUAAAAUACAUCAACAUUUCUAUUAGUUUCUAAUAAAAUUUGAAAAAAAAAAACAAGUGUGGAAAGUGCGCCGCAUUCCGAAUAAUUUAAGAAUCCUACUUGUGUUGUAAAGUGUACGCGAGCGAGCCAGAGUUGUUUCGAUGUCCCCCUCUUUCUGUCCGACAGGCAGAAGUUGAUUCCGUGGCGUCCAAAUUUAUCUCUCUGGCUGGCCAGACUGAUAUGGAGCACUAAUGACGAUGCGCGCCCCCACCCCCUCCGAGCCGAAGUCUAAUAUAUUUCCUACCUACCAAGUGCCUCAAGAGUCAGCCAUGCGGGGCAGCGCACCCCAACCAGUACAACAAGACGAAAUCGCUCGGGCGUAUAGGGGGGGUCGAGCCGACCCCCCGACCUGCCCUUUUGGCGUUGGCGCCCCUGGCGGGGAGCACGCCGCCUCAUCUGUGAUAUCCGGCUCUGGCUGCGGCCCCGCAACAAUACAGCGUGGCGAGGCCUCAGCCCUUAAUCUUAAGCUGCAAUCUGUGACCGAUAACUGUCUUCUGAACUCUGUUACCGUACCAAAAAUACAACGUAAUGACCGUAAUGACACGGUCGCCCACAAUAAUUUAACUAAUAAUAAUAAUAAUAAUGUAGUUAGCGAUAAGGUAGAAGAUAGUUGUAAGUUUGGUGCUUUGCCCUUCGGACAAGACAUUCCCAACCAAAAGUCUGAUGACCUCGAAGUACUCGACACUCUGAUGGAAAACCUAAAUGUGACUGCUCUUUAUUGCGAUAACAACGAUAUGGACAAAGAACGUACUGACAUUGGAGAUUAUGAUCUGUGCCACAAACUAAGGAAAUUGCGCACAACCUUAGACGACAACCCGGAAACCUUUUCGGUACCUUUGAGGCUAAGGGGAGGCGGUGAAAGCUCCCUCAGCACAGGUACAUCUGGAUGGGGCACACCUCCGUCUCAGAAUGCCAACAAUAACAACAUGAAUAACACGAGCGGCUGGGGUACAGCCAACCCCUCAAAUCAGAACAACGCAGGUAGCCAGCAGUGGAACAACAAUGCUAAUCGUCCACCAGCUUCUUCACAAAGCGAUGCCAACAAAACGAACACUGGCGGUCAACAGCCACCUACCACACAAUCGAACAGUACUGGAGGAUGGGGCCAGCCAGGUGCCAAUAGUAAGCCUCAACCGGGCACUAAUGGACCACCGCCCACAUCUACAGCUUCGACCAACAACAACGCCCAAAACCAGCAACCAAACAACACUAGCAAUUCGACUAAGCAACAACUUGAGCAAUUAAACAACAUGCGCGAGGCUAUAUUCAGCACCGAUGGCUGGGGUGGCCAGCACGUCAAUCAAGAUACCUCCUGGGACAUACCUGCCAGUCCAGAACCGGCUGCAAUGAAAAUGGACGGAUCCGGUGGACCUCCUCCAUGGAAGCCUGCUGUCAACAACGGCACCGAACUGUGGGAGGCUAAUUUGCGUAACGGAGGACAACCUCCACCACAGCCUCAACAAAAAACUCCCUGGGGUCAUACUCCAUCCACCAACAUUGGCGGGACUUGGGGUGAAGAUGACGACUCUGCCGAUAGUUCAAAUGUAUGGACCGGAGUUCCUAAUAAUCAGCAGCAAUGGGGGGGAAAUAAUAAUUCGAAUGCAAUGUGGGGAGAUUCAAAUAAGCGAGUCGCAGGUGCAGCCGGAGGCAAUGCUUCUGGUUGGGGAGAUCCUAGAGCUGCUGGCGAUCCAAGAGCAGCUGCAGCAGCAGCUGCCGUAGCUGCUAUGGACGGUAUGCGUCCUGAUUUGCGCGCAGCCGCUGCAGCUUCUGGAAUAGACCCCAGACAGCUUGACCCGCGCGAACAGAUGCGUCAAAUGGCCGGUGGUGGUGAUAUGCGUGGUGAUCCUAGAGGAAUAACAGGAAGACUGAAUGGAGCUGGUGCAGAAUUCUGGGGACAAACUGGUCCUCACGCAGGCCCUGGAGCAAUGCAUCACCAGAAUAAAAUGCCCGUGGGCCCUGGUAGCACCGCAGGAUGGGAAGAACCAUCUCCUCCAAGUCAAAGACGCAGCAUGGCCAAUUAUGACGAUGGCACUUCUCUAUGGGGCAAUCCUCAGCAGGGUUCUCAUUGGAACGGUAUUCCCACAGGCGCUGGUGCUAUGGGCGGUAAUGGCGGUGGCCGAGGCGGGCCACCUGGAAUGGCUCCUGGUCGUAAGCCAGAAGCUGUAUGGAGCGGAAACAAUCGUAACGGUUGGGAUGACGUCGGUGGUGGUCCAGCCGGCGGUUGGGGCGGCGAAGACUCUAACGCCCCUUGGAAGCAACAACAAAAAGGUCCAGGCGGACUGUGGGAUUCUUCAGAUCUUGACUGGCACAAGCCACCAAAUAAACCACAGCUCAGUAAGGAACAUGUGUGGAACUCGAAACAGUUUAGAAUGUUGGUUGAUAUGGGUUACAAGAAAGAAGAUGUGGAAACUGCUCUCCGUGCACGUGAUAUGAAUCCAGAAGAUGCUCUAGAAUACCUCAGUCCUAUACGUAGUCGUGGAAAUGAUGGCUGGGGAGCUGGAGCAGGCCGCCACGAUGAUCAUUUCGAUCACAAUCAAUUCGGUAACGUACCCAGGGGCGGCUACCCAGGUAUUGGCGGCCCUGCAGGCAAUCCCUUAUCUGCAGGCGGGUUUCCUCCAAACGCAGGUCCUGGCGGUUUAUUGAACAGCAUGGGAGGAGGCGCAGGCCAAGCCAAUAACUCCUUAAUCAACAACAUUUCCCCAGCUGUGGUCCAGAAAAUGCUAACUCAACAAGUUGGCGUGGGUGGCGGUCAAGGUUUUGUUGGUUCUUCGGGAGGUCGUCCGAUGCAGCCCCAGGGACAACCCUCUACUCAACAAUUGCGUAUGUUGGUGCAACAAAUUCAAAUGGCCGUAACGGCUGGGUACCUUAAUCAUCAGAUCCUGAAUCAGCCUCUUGCCCCGCAAACUCUAGUCCUAUUGAAUCAGCUUUUACAGCAAAUUAAAACGCUGCAGCAAUUGAAUAACCAACAUCAAAUCGCUGUCCAAACCUCAAAAGGAAAUGUGACUAAUCCCACUAUUAUGCAGUAUUCUGUUCUCAUCACAAAGACUAAGCAACAAAUUAUGAAUAUUCAGAACCAAAUCCAAGCUCAACAAGCUCACUAUGUUAAACAACAGCAGCAGCAACAACAGGGUAUGGGUUAUGAUUUUAAAUCAAAUCCUAUGCCAGAUAUUAACGCUUUACAAGGCAAUUUCGCUGAUCUGGCCUUAAAUAAAGAUCCAAAUCAGCAACAAUCUAGACUUAACCAGUGGAUCAAUAAAGACAAAGAUGAAAAUAGUGAAUUUAGCCGAGCUCCAGGUUCCUCAUCUAAGCCAGUAGCUACCUCUCCUAAUAUGGCUCCUUUGGGAUUGACUCAACCUGACGGACCCUGGUCAAGUGGCCGAUCAGCAGACACUGGAGGUUGGCCUGAUUCGAAUAGUGGCGACUCAUCAAACGAUGUUAAAGACGCACAGUGGGCAACGGCCGCUCAAAAUUCCCUGACUGAUUUAGUACCUGAAUUUGAACCUGGAAAACCAUGGAAGGGUAAUCAAAUGAAGUCUAUUGAAGACGACCCAAGUAUUACGCCCGGCUCUGUGGUACGUUCCCCAUUGUCGAUUGCCACGAUCAACGUCAAAGAUAACGAAUUGUUUGGAAUCAAUGCCAGCAAAAGCCCACCGGCCACCGAUCCUAUGCAAUCUCUCAACUCGUCCACAUGGUCUUUCAAUCCACCUUCUACCUCUAGUGCUUUCACAAGCAGUCCCCAGAUCAAACUACCAGCGACCAAAGGCGGUUUGGACUUGAACCCAGCAACUACUGUUACCUCUGAAUUGUGGGGUGCACCGAAAUCUCGCGGUCCGCCGCCCGGUUUGUCCGCGAAAAGCGGCGGUGGUAAUUCUCUGGCCAACGGGUGGACCGGUCAGUUGAGCGGAGGCUCGGCUCCGUGGGGUGGCGCUUCCAACGCUGGCCAGCGCAACUCUGGAAAUUGGGGCGGCACCGGCGGCGGAGCGUCUCAAUGGUUACUACUUAGAAAUUUGACUGCCCAGAUAGACGGAUCGACUCUAAGAACGCUUUGCAUGCAACAUGGCCCAUUGUUAAGUUUCCACCUCCACCUUCACCAAGGUUUUGCACUUGCCAAAUAUUCAAGCCGCGAAGAAGCUACUAAGGCUCAAACAGCUUUGAACAAUUGCGUUCUCGGCAACACAACAAUUCUAGCAGAAAAUCCUACCGAUUGGGAUGCCAGCACUCUAUUGCAAAGUAUUGCCAAUCAGCAGGGUGGAUCGUCUGGAGCUUGGCGCAACUCCUCGUCUAAACCAGCUGGCGGUGAUACCUGGAGUACAGGAUGGCCUAACAACCCGUCCAGCCUAUGGGCGAACACACCUCUCGAUUCCAGCGAUCCCGCCCGUGCCACGCCCUCGAGCCUUAACUCUUUUCUGCCCAACGAUCUAUUGGGCGGAGAGUCGAUGUAAAUCGACAGAAUUCGAAAGGCAAGUGUAAUUGAAUCAAGUUGAGAACAAAAAGAAAGAUAUUUUUCACACAAUAAUCAAUUUGAAAUUUUAUUAGUAGAAAUUUUAUUCACAUUUAUACUAAUUAUUUUUUGUUUUUUUUUUUCGAGUUUUAACUGAAGGUAUUUGAACAUUUUUUUUUUUUUUUUUCGAUUAUAAUUUUAACUUUUUUUGUUAUGUAUCAAUAAUUAUUGUAAAUGUGUCUUUUCUACUUUUAAUUUUAUUAAUAAUUUUAAUGAGCAGUGAUUUAUAGAGUUGUUGUAGGUAUAAUUGUUUUUUUUUUAUAUUUAAUUUAAUUCAUAAUGGUAAAAUUUAGGGAGGUGGAUAUACCAAAUGUAAACUAUUUUCCUUGUUGUUGUAAAGUUCGAAAAAUUGGGAGAUAAUAUUAAUUAAUUUUUCUUUUUUUUAUUAUUAUUUAUUAUUCUUUUUUCGAGUUGCCAUUUUUUUUUUUUCUCUAUUUUAUUUUAUUAAUUCGGUAAGAGUUUUCAGUUAUUACUAAUUAUUGUACUAUUUAGCUUUAAUGAAAAAAAUUAUUCAAUGGAAUUAGAAUAAACCAGAUUAUUAGUGACUUAAUAAUAAUAAUAAUAAUAAUAAAAUAUCCGACUGCGAUCGAGAUGCGUUUCAACGUCAUUUAUUUAAGUGGUACCGAGCUCAACUUCAAACGCACCAAGUGACGCAUAUGAAAAUAUGAAAUGUAACCUAAACUAGUCCCAAUUAAGCAAGGUUUAUUAUUAAUAAUAUAUAAUAAUUAUAUAAUGAAAUAUAUAUUAGAUAACUACGUGACCAAACUCAUAAUAAUUACAUUUUAUAUAUUUCGAGCUCUUUAGCGUAUAGACUUUCUGAUAUUUAGAUAUUUUUCCUAUAUAUUAACACAUUUUAAUAUUAACACGUUGUUUAAGUUAUUUGUUUAAUCAUAAUUAAUAAUUUAAUGGUACCUAAGUUAAAAAUCUUAUGUGUGGUGUCUUAGACUUUUGUUAAUUUUUUAUAUUAUUCUAACAUCUUAUUGGUAUACUAAGUUAUAAGCAAAAACCUAAUGACUUUGGUAGUUUAGCUUAUCUCAGUUCAACUUGUGUGAUUUUCUCUGAGUAAGCUAAAAAAAUUUAUUCAUCAAACACUUUUUAUGCUUAAAGCUCUGUGAAAAUAAUAUAAAAAUAAUUUAAUCAAGACACUACAUAAAGAUUGAGUAUGUUAAGUAACCCGGUGAGGUAUCUUUUCGUGACAUGUAUCCUCUAUCCUAUUUUCGUCGUUUCGGUUGAUGUAGAGCAAACGGAAAAAAUGUGUGCAGGGGUAUAUAUGUGACGAGAGUGAUGCUUUAGUGCGAGUCGGUGACCAGGAAAAAAGAUGCUCUACCAUUCUCAUAAUUUGUAUUCAAAUGUUGCAAGGACUCUAGGAAUUAAUGCUGCCUUGGGUGUCAGUCUAUAAUUUUUCAAAUUGUCCAACAUUUGUUCUGGCGCACCAAGUGCGCUGGGAUGAUAAAAUAAUUCCCACCUACGCGUCAAAUCUGCAAAAAUAAGUUAAAGACUGAGCUUUUUAUAAUUAGCCAUUUUAAAAUAGAAAUUAUUGUGUGUUUUUGUAGAAAAUGCUAGAGUGGUUGCACUGUUUAUGAAUUUGAGAAUUGUUAGGAGUUAUUUGUUGAGUUUGAUUGAAAUUUUGCUUGUUAUUUUUUGCACUAGGCCUAGUCAUUAUUGCAUUAAUCUAAAAAUCGAGCAAAAUUUUUGUUUGGGUGGUUGUUGAAUCGUGGUCACCGUUUGGAGCUGUUUUUUUUUCCAUUAAAAAAAAAAAAAAACUCUCCUAUCCCCGCAGAACCUGUGAUCUCCUAUUCCUGAUAUAUCAAAUUACACUUACAAAUUAUACAUGUUUACGUAAGCUGUUGACUAAAAAUGUUUUUUUGGGUUGGAUUAGUCCCCAAAUAAAAAAAAAAAACACCACACAAUCAGUUUUUAGACUGCACGCUAAAUGAAAGUAUUCUUAAAUAAAUUUAAGUAAUAAAAAUUCUUUAAAAAAAUUAAAAAACCAAAAUAUCGUUAAUUAUUACACCCCUUUAAAUCAUAUAAAUAAUAAAUGUAUUUCUGUGUUUAAUGGAUGUGUUAGCCGUAGACUUUGAAUAUCGUUACAUUUUUUAGUCUGUAUACUGUGAUUAUUUUCGGAAUCACAAUAAGAAUAAUUAAUUAACAAACAUGUGUUAUUGUGGUGUUCAUACAAUAUCGAGAUUCAACUUUAUAGCUAACCUUAUGAAUGAGCGAUGGGAAGAAUGGGUAUAUGAUAUCUUCUGGGUGGUUAUUUUGAACAUUACAUACCAUUUUUGCAGAUGGAAAUUAUUUAGUUUAAGUUAAAAAAAAAAAGAUCAUAAUGCUCAAUUGAAAAAAACUGUGUAUGUUAAUAUGCUGCUUUCUCUGUGAUGUUGCCAUUAGAAACUACAAUUUAACAACUUAUAGGCAGCUGUUUGUCAAUCACUACGCCCCUACGUGAGGUGUUUUUUUUUUCUAGUCCUUUAAAUGCUAUCUCAUUCACUCCAUUUGCGUAAGUUACCAAGUCAAGCAAACUCUAGUGGUAAAAAGACUGAAGCCAAUAAAUCUUUCAUAAAUUAUUAUGCAUUUAAACCUGGUUUUGUAAUGUUUAAAUUAACCUAUGACACUAAAAAACCGUGCUAAGGGGAAGGUUUCUUCCUUUGCGUCCAAUUCGAAAAUCGAAUUUUCAAGUUAAAAUAAAAGUAGAAUGGGUUACUCUCAGAUGCAAGAAAAGAAACUUCUCACUUGGUAGUAUUCAAAUGAUAUGAAAUUUUUUGUUGAAUGACUAACAGUUUUUUUAAAAGUACAUAACUGUGCUGUGACUCUUAAGUGGCUUUUUAAUUUUUAAAAAUAACUUGAAAAAUCCAAAAAAAAAAAAACGUUUCAAUUUUUUUUUGAAGAGCUAUGGGUUCUUUAUUAGCUUUCAAAAAAAAAACUAAAGGCCAAGUGUUCGUUUCGUGGAUUUAACGAUUCAUCAGUCAUAUCGUGCAAAAAUAAUGGAACAAUAAUUUAUCAAAAAAAUUAAUAUUUUUAAUAAAUAAAUUUCGAAGUGAAUUUUAUUUUUUGAGAAAGAGGAUUUACUCCAGCGAAACGAACACUUUGUUGAUGAAUGGUGCAAACAAAAUAUGGGCCGUCCUUUUUUCCAGCAGGCUGUCACUGCUUUAAAUAUCUAAAAAAAGACGCUUUAUUUAGGCCCGCUGGAAAAAAUAGGUCCUUUCUCAUAAGUUCCAAUAGAGAAUAUUUAGUAUCUUAUUGCCAAUUUACAUUUUAGUAUAUGUAUUAGUCUUUUAGGUAUUACGAUAUUACUUAGUAUUUAAGAAACUUGGUAGUAGGGAUUAUAAUGUGUGUUCUUAUAUAAUCGGACAACCACAAAACUCUGAAUCAUACACUAUAUAUAUGCGCUGAUCUUUGUAGAUCGAAAAUAUAUAUUAUUAUAACCUAAAACACGGGAAUUACCUAUAAUUAGUAAAAGCCUAGGUGUAAUAUCGGUACUGUUAUCUUUUUUCAUAAUAUAAAAAUAUGAAGAGAAACAAAAUCAAAGCAAUUGACAUGGCUAUGACAAUUGAACCCCAAUUUUAGACACCGCGGCCUUUUUAGUGGUUGUUUACCGAACACGUUUUGGUUAUUCACGGUAAUAUUGUGCGAGUACCCGAAAACGCGGUCGCCUUUCUUACUUCACUACUAAAGAACUGCCUUUUCGUAUAACUUCCAGUCUGACAAACAAAUUAUUUUGAGUGAUUUAUUAUCAAAAAAAAAAUCCACCAAAAAUCCGGUACUAAUUUGUUGCUUGAGAAAAAAAAUUAGUUAUUAGGUGAAAAACUCGUAGACUUUGUGUGUCCUCACCAGUGAUUUUAUAAUAAUGUAUUUAUAAAAAAAAUAAAACAGCUUGGCAGUUGUACUAAGGUCUUGUAUCUCGAGAAACGAGGCAAUUGUUACAAUAAUUAUGUGUGCUUUAUAAAGAGUUUUUUUUUUCAGUGUAAACAUAUUUCCAUUGUGUGGUUGGGGAUUAAACUGGUUUAUUAUUCCCAUCAAACAAUCCAUGUUCCGAAAAGAAUUUGAAAUGAUAUUGAAAUUUAGUUUUUAACGCCAAUGAAAGUUGGCUUUAGUUUAUCAUGUGCAGUUCUGUCCAUAAAAAGUAGGACAACGUGUGGAAUAGAAGGCAAAACUUAUUCGGAUUACAUAAGAGAAAAACUUUGGCAGCUGGACAGUACCAGGGUCAUGCCCAAUUCAUCUACCAUCCUCAUUGAACAUCAGAUAUUUUGGCUUCCACAUAAUUUUGUGACAAUCUUACAAAUCUUGAAAGCGAUCCAUAAUCCAGGAUUAAUGAAGCAGCUUGAUGACAGAAGUGCUGGUAAACUGUUCACAAUUAUGAGGUGCAGCAUGUGUGGAAUGAAUUUAUAUGUAUCGUCUAUCAGGGUGUUUCGGUAUCUAACAGUUAUGAAAGGUAAAACCCUUUAGUGGAUGAAAAAUAAGUAUUUUACCAAACUUAGAUAAGAGUUUUUGUUGAACAUUAAAAUACCCCAAGAGUACAAUAUCUUUGCUUGGCAUUUCAUAUGUAGAGUGAAAGAUUUCUACCAGAACUAUUGCUGUAUGAUUUUUAGAUGGAUAUUUAUCCUUUUGAAUGUGAUACUUGCAAACCAAAAUUUAAACGAAAAGGCCAUUCAACUAGUCAGAUAUUAAGUAAGACAACAUUGGUAUAAUUUCUGCCAAUGUUUGGAACAGAAGACAAAACUUAUUCGAAAUACAUCAGGGAAAAACUUUGGCAUUUGGACAGUACCAAGUCAUGCCCAAUUCAUUAAACAUCAGAUAUUUUGGCUUUCACAUAUCUGUUGUUACAUUUGUGACAAUUUUAAAAAACCUUAGAAGCCAUUCAUAAUCCAGGAUUAACGGAGCAGCUUGAUGACAGAAGUGCUGGUAUACAGUUUCUGAUUAUAGAGCGCAGCAUGUGCAAAAUAAAUUUACAUGUAUCGUCUAACAGGACACAGCGGUCUCUACCAGUUGUAGAAGAAAUAGCCCUUUAGUGGGUGGAGAAUAAGCAUUUUGACAAACUUAGAUAAGAGUUUGUGUUGAACAUUCAAAAGCACAAUAUUAUAUAUGGUUAAGGGAGAAUUUUUAGCAAGAUUUUCUCCAGAACUAUGACUGUAUAAUAGAUAGAUGGAUAUUUUUAUCCUUUUAAAUGUGACACUUGCAAAGCAAAAUUUAAACGAAAAAGCCAUUUAAAUGGUUAGAUAUUAACACACUCAGAUCAGAUGAAUUUUGAAUGCAACAUAUGCAAAGCCAAAGCAUAUUUCAAGAAACAUUUUGUAAGACAUUCAGAAAUAAAUUUAGCAUUUGAUUAACGAGCAUUUAAGUAUAAUAUAUCCGAACAUCUAUUUUGACAUAGGAUUUUGAAUGCCAAACUUGAGUUUGUGCAAUACAAUAUACAGAGUGAUAGGCGAAUUUUCAAAAAGAUUUUCACCAGAACUAUGACUGUAUGAUAGAUAGAUGGAUAUUUAGCCUUUCGAAUGUAACACUUGCAAAGCAAAAUUUAAACGAAAAAGCCAUUUAAAUGGUUAGAUAUUAACACACUCAGAUCGGAUGAAUUAUGAAUGCAACAUAUGCAAAGCCAAAGCAUAUUUCAAGAAACAUUUUGUAAGACAUUCAGAAUUAAAUUUAGCAUCUGAUAAACAAGAAUUUAAGUAUAAUAUAUCCAAACAUCUAUUUUGACAUAGAAUUUUGAAUACCAAACUUGAGUUUAUGCUCAACAUUAUAUAAAGUGACAGAAUAAUUUUCAGAAAGAUUUUCACCAGAACUAUGACUGUAUGAUAGAUAGAUGGAUAUUUAGCCUUUCGAAUGUAACACUUGCAAAGCAAAAUUUAAACGAAAAAGCCAUUUAAAUGGUAAGAUAUUAACACACUCAGAUCAGAUGAAUUGAGAAUGCAACAUAUGCAAAGCUAAAUCAUAUUUCAAGAAACAUUUUGUAAGACAUUCAGAAUUAAAUUUAGCAUCUGAUAAACGAGCAUUAAAGUAUAAUAUAUCCGAACAUCUAUUUUGACAUAGGAUUUUGAGUGCCAAACUUGAGUUUGUGCUCAAUAUUAUAUAGAGUUACAAGAGAAUUUUCAGAAAAUUUUUCACUAAAACUAUGACUGUAUGCUAGAUAGAUAGAUAUUUAUCCUUUUGAAUGUAACACUUGCAAAGCAAAACUUAAACGAAAAAGCCAUUUAAAUAGUUAAAUAUUAACACAUUUGGAUAGAUGAAUUUUGAAUGCAACAUAUGCAAAGGCAAAGCAUAUUUCAAGAAACAUUUUGUAAGACAUUCAAAUUGAAUUUAGUAUCUGAUAAACAAGCAUUUAAGUAUAAUAUAUCCAAACAUCUAUUUUGACAUAGGAUUUUGAAUGCCAAACUUGAGUUUGUGUUCAACAUUAUAUAGAGUGACGAGAGAAUUUUCAGAAAGAUUUUCACCAGAACUAUGACUAUAUGAUAGAUAGAUGGAUAUUUAUCCUUUUGAAUGUAACACUUGCAAAGCAAAAUUUAAACGAAAAAACCAUUUAAAUGGUCAGAUAUUAUUACACUCGGAUGAGAUGAAUUUUGAAUGCAACAUACAUGCAAAGCAAAAGUGUAUCUCUAAAUACAUUUUGUAAUACAUUCAGAAUUAAAUUUAGCAUCUGAUAAACGAGAAUUUAAGUAUAAUAUAUCCGAACAUCUAUUUUGACAUAGGAUUUUGAAUGCCAAACUUGAGUUUGUGUUCAACAUUAUAUAGAGUGUUGGAGAAUUUUCAGAAAGAUUUUCACCAGAGCCAUGACUGUAUGAUAGAUAGAUGGAUAUUUAUCCUUUUAAAUGUGACACUUGCAAAGCAAAACUUAAACAAAAAAGCCAUUUAAAUGGUCAGAUAUUAACACACUCGGAUGAGAUGAAUUUUGAUGUAACAUACACAUGCAAAGUAAAAACGUAUCUCAAAAUACAUUUUGUAAGACAUUCAGAAUUAAAUUUAGCAUCUGAUAAACGAGCAUUUAAAUAUAAUAUAGCCAAACAUCUAUUUUAGUAGGAAUAAGAUUAUCGAUGCAAUAUCAAAUUUUAUGAAAAUCAUCACGACUUGUUACGACAGUUUUGAAAGACUGGAUAACAUCAACAAAAAGUUAUAUCAGUCGAAAAUUGCUGUCCCACAAGUUUAUCAACAGAACUGUACCUAAUAUUUUUCUGUCAUAUACAUAUAUUAUCACAUUGCACAAAUCAGGUCGAUCAACCAGUCUUGUUUAACAUGAUAGGACAUUGAAAAAUUGUCACAAAUUGCUGACAAUAUAACAACUAUUUGUCUAGGAAUAAUUCUGACCACUCAGUUUAAGCCACGACCAAUAAUUACGGAGUUACAUUGGAUACCACUGACGUACUUUGUUCGAAUUUUAAAAAAGAUCCAAAACGUUCAAGAAGUUUUUAAAAAAACCAUAAGAUCGAUUUUGAAAAGAUGAUAUUCAAAUAUUCAAUAGUGAACAUUUUGUGCCUUAUCCAUUGGCAACAUUCUGUCAUUUUUAUACAGCAUAUCUAAUUUUGUAACAUUAUAAGAACCUCCUAAUAAAAGUACCCAUAAAACAACUGCCAAAUGAGGUAUUGUGAUUUACUUACUAAUUAUGUAUGUAUAUAUUGUCGAGCGUGCAUUAUUUAAAAAAGAAAACACACAGGAAACGUAAAUUUAUAAUUUAGCAAAAGCAUUAUUUUUUGAAUUGUAAAAUUAUAAAUUUAACGUUUAGUUAGUUUCCGAUUGUCUGAUAUUUGUGUACCUUUGAAUAUUUAGGAUGUAAUAUUGUUUAUUUAUAAAAAUAAUAAUAAAAUAUAAAAAAAAAACACAUACAUUAAACUAAGCUCAGCUUAAAAUAAUAUCAUAGUAGUGCACGGAUUGAACUAAGUACUCGUGGCUGAAACUUAAAAAAAUAAACACCGACUUAUAUUAAAAAAACGAUUUCCAAAUGAAGGAGCAAUUCUACCACCAUCGUUACCUGACUAUUUGCAAUAUAAGCAAACAGCAACGAAACUAAAACAAAAAAAAUGCUGUAAAGCGUUUCUAAAUACACGAUACGUAACUAAACAAAAUUUUGACUUGAAAAAAAUUAAAUAAAAUCUGAAAAAGUUAGUUAAUUAAAUGUUAAAAAAAAAAUAAACCCGUUAGUAUUUGAUUUAGGUUUACAGUAUUUGUGAUCAAAGUGCCACUUGUGUUUUCAAGUAUAAUAUAUUAUAUAAAUAUUUAAUCAUUGCCACUAAAUACUAUAUAUUAUAUAUUAAUUAAAGAUUAUAUUAUAUAAUAAAAAAAUACACCUUUGUAAUUAGUGGGUAAAAAUAUGGCAAUAUAAAAACGUUGCCCUAUUUUGUAGUAGUGAAUUCUUGGUGUUCGGUAGUUUAUAAGACUUAUUCCUCGACCUGACCUUUGAGUAUUUCUUCAAAGCAGACAUAGACUUAAUUAAUAUUAAAAUUUUUUGAUUGGUUGUUACGUUACUCACACGUUGUUUAGGCGCGUUCAAUUAUUUUAAAACUAUAUUUAAAUAUGCCAAAGUUGUGUGAGCAAUUCGAUUUAUUUUUUUCAAUUCAUAUCAUUGAAACUUACUGCGAUAAUAAUAAUUAUGAGGACAGCAUUUAAUUUUUUUGGUUGUUGAUUACAAUUGCUAUAUUGGAAUGGUAUUGAAUGAUGCAGCUUAUUGUCAUCCACUUUUACCUUGCUCGUUUUUGACAGCCUCCAUAUAUGUUGAAAACUUGCAUUGUUGUAUUAUUCAAUACGUUAUGGCAAAAACAUAUUAAUGUUCAUAUCAAAAUCAUAAUAGAAGCAAACUACUUCAAACUUAAUUAUUAGUAACGGUUGUGUCAGAAGAGCGCAAAACAUACAAAAAAAUUAAAUGGUGUCCAAUCAAUAUUCACCUAAACUCUUGUUGUUCUCCCCCCGGAUCUGUCUUAUUGCAACUUUGACAAGGUCACUUGAAGUCUGCCAAAAAAAUUGUAACCCUGACUUUCGUAGUAUAUAGAAUAGAAUUAUUUUUAUGAAUCGGCAAUAAUACAUUUUUUACUUUUUAAAGUGUAUGUGAAUUUUUAAAAAACAGUUUUUUUCCAAGAUCAACAUCCAGUGUGAAGUAAUUUAAAGAAACGCAUAGUUGCUUUGUCGCUUUUAUUAGAAGAAUUAAAUCGCGCGCAAUGUUCAUCAUGUAACACUUGAUAAUACCAAUCGAUGUGCCUCUUGACUUUGUUAUAAUAACGUGUAAAAAUAAUAAAGUAGAAUCGUGACCUGGUUGCGGUCUCAGUUUUUUCCCCGAGAAUGAAUAUCUACAUUGACUAAAAUGAGCUUUAAAGAAAAAACUUAUAUUAGAAUCAAUAGUUUUUUUUUUAACAUUUAGCAAAAUCUGUAAUCCCCCAAAGCAGUCUUCUAAAACAAAACAAGGAGAUGUUUUUAUAUAAUAAUAAUUAUAUAAUUAGAUCUCUAGUCUUACAAAAUGUAAAUAAGUAUUCUAUCUAUCUAAGAGAAACUUGCAAUACAAAAAAAAAAUAAAAAUGGUUAAUGGGUAACUUUAAGGUUAGCUUGUAUGUGUUUACUUAAAAAAAUUGUUACUUAUCUAGUGGCAGCAUUUAGUCAGUAAAAUUAGUAUUAUAUUUAAAAAAAAAAAACUCCUGGAAGUUGCAUAAUCUGAACUUGUGCAAUAACUUCGAUUAUUCUUGAAAUAAGUAUUAUUUAAAUAGGAAUUUUACGCUUUAUUGUUUCUAGAGUUGUAAUUUAUUUUAAUGCCACAGACUUUUUGCUACAAAUUUUAAAUUUAAAUGUUAUUUAUACAGAAUUAGGCUUGGUGAUCACCUAAGGCCAGGUUUCUAUUGCUGAUUCCAAUAAUUACAGUAGUCCUUGGUUGUGUGUCUGCCAUAGCAAAUUCCCAUUUUCCAUAUUUAGUGAUUGUUGAUCUCUGCCCUGAUUAUGUAUUAAAUUUUAAAUGUGUUGAGAUAAUGGGCUUUGCUCAAUCAAUACUUCAAUCUCAAACAUAGACGUUGGAAAAUUUUCCAUCCUCAUUUUCCAGAGGAAUUUCAUCAGCUCUAUAUAAGCAAAUAAUGGAAAUCAGAAUGAUUGCAAUUACUUGCGGCUUCUUGGAAAUUUGCUCACUAAAAGCUAGAAAAAUCUUGAAACUGUCGACUUUCAGCGUUCUGCAGGACUUCAAUUAAGCAAAUACAGCGAAAAUUGUUGAACGAAUAGAGUGAUGUUUAGUUUCCAAGGUAUUUGCCAUGUUUAGGCAGGACUGGUUGUGUUCAAAUAUUUGAAUAGGAAAAGCAUCACUAUUUGAGAUUUCAUUCAAUAAUUUUGCAAUAAAAAUGCAUUCCGUUAAACAAUCAGAGGGUGCAACAUACUCUGCCUCUGCACUGUUUUUUCAAUUCCCAAUAAACAAAAUUAUCAAAAACCGUUAUUUCAAAACCCGAGUUGCUUUUUCUAUCUACAAUAGAAUUUGCAAAAUUUGCAUCUACGUAAACAGUAACUAGACUUUCACUAUUUUCUUGUGAUUUAUCAUAUUUUAGACUAGAAUUUUCUGUAUUCUUUAAAUAGCGCAAAAUAUGUUUCAAAUAUUUCCAAUUUUCUAAGGAAAAACCGUUUUGUAAUUGGCUAAAAUAUGAAAUUCUCUAUAUAUCACAAGUCUGGUCUAGUUCCUAUCAUGAUAUACAUAAAACAACCUAUUAAUUCACAAUAAGGAAUGCUUGAUUCUUGUCCUCCACAACUUUUCAAAUUCAAUUUUUGCUGUAUAGGAACACUUGAAACUUUGCAAUCUGACAUAUUGAAUUUAAACAAAGUUUUCUGAAUCAAUUCUUUCUGAUUUAUAAACAAACAAGUUUCUAUUUUCUGAAUUGUAAAGCCCAAGAAUUUUGCAAUAUACUUUUCUUGUGAUUUUGGUGACAGAUCUCUCAGUUGGAAUUUUUUCAUGAUCCUAUUUUUGAAAAGGACAAGUUUCAUCUUCAUCAACAUGCACCACGCACCAUCAAUAUUAUAUCAGAGUCAAAAUAUAAGCACGGAUCGGAUUUUGAUCUUUGAAAGUUCAAGGUUAGUAGAAAGUUAUGCAACUUCUCGUACCAACAGUUUGAGUCCAUAUUUUCACAUUCCAGUCCUUCAGGUAUUUCCACAACAAAUAAUCUCCUGGACUAUUCCAAGUUAACCUACACAAACCAAAAUUAUUCAUACCUGACAUCUAAAAUCAUAAUAAUAAUACAAGAGCUAAUAUGAUGCUGUCCAGUUACUUUUGGUGACGAUGGUACACACUUUACGUCAAGCUGGUUAAUCAAAUACAUACAUGCAUAGUUUUUUUCCACUGAUAAAGAAAACAACAGUCUUAUAGUCAGCCAAUGGUCGCACCACUAUCUACGACCAAUUCUACAUCACGAUUUCCUGUCUGAGUCGAAAACCCUUUUCCUGAUUUCACCGUGAUGGAACAUAUGUCAUUCUCAUCUUUUUCAGUCACAUUAGCUCGACCUUUAUCAGGACAAUCUGCUUAUUUAUGGCUUAUUUUGCCGCAACCAUAAUAUUUGUAUGGAUACCUGCAUUUCUGCACUUCAGAUUUAAGUUUUCCUCUUGUUUUUCCCAUUCCCAAAAAUGCUGAGCUACUUGACUCAUUAAGGGCCAGUUUUAUAAACAGUGGUAACCACAAGACACUGGUAACCUUCAAUAUGUCUGUUUCAUAAUAUAUGGGUAAGCUAAAACCAUUGGUCAAGCUUCAGAUUAUUAAUGUGAUCAACCCGCAACUAUGAGUUUGAUAACUACUGCAGAUUACCACCAAUUGUGAAACUGGGUUUUAAUUCUGCAUUCUUCUGCGUUGUUUGUUUCAUCACACAAUAACUUGCUCUUAACAAAUUCCAAGGUUACACUAUUGUUAACUUGACAAAACAGGAACAUCAAGAGCUGUCACAACACUCUCAUAACUCUCUAGCAUCGAAGCUAAUAGCUGCGAAAUUAUUUCACUUUGUUCAAUUUUUUCUUUAGCGUUCUUUAAUUCUAAUGGUACAUUCAAACUCUACAAUGUACUUAUUCAGUGAUUGUGUGCCAUUUUAUUGCAUGCUUCGUAACUUUAUCUGUAACUGGACCUGACUGGCAACACCUGAUUUUAUGUAGGUACUUUUCAAAAUAUCGAAAACUGACUUUGCCGUGGUUUUUGAUUUAAUUAUAUCUAGACCACUGUCGGCCACAGUUCCGAGCCUUUAAAUCAUUUUUCUUGAACUGGGCGUGGGUGAUUCUUGAUCAACAAAUUCGAGCAUACCAUGAUGCUCCAGCAAUAAUAUUACUGCAAACUUCCAGUUUGAGAAGCCAGUUCUCUCGAACGGUUUGAUGCUGUGUGCUGGGGUCGUCAUGUUCUUAGGAUUUUUGGCGAUUUUUGUCCAUUCACUUAAAACUUUCAACUGCAGCUCUUCACGAGGGUUGAACCAUGCUAUCUGGGCCCAUAACCUGUCAACUUUCAGGGUCUUGUAGGACUUCAAUACAGCGAAAAUUGUUAAACAAUGUUUUCAUUUGAAACUAAGGUUCAAUCAACUGACAGAAUCAGUGAUGGUAAAAUUUUUUUCGCGAUCUUUUCAGACAAACACAAUUCCCUAAUUUUCCCUAUCAACCAAGAGAAAAAAAUCCCUGGUUAGGUUGGCUCAUCUUUAUACGUUAUUCGUUUUCUUGUUUCAAGUUAGGAGAUUAAAAAAAGAAAGAAGUAUUUUGCAAUAAUGUGGGUGGCCUAAAUGUAAAUGCAAACAGAUAAAGUAGGGAUGUCUCCCAGUCACAGAUCAGUUGGCAGGGCUUGCGAGUGACGUCACCGCAGUAUUAGCAGCAUAGCAGAUUAUAGUGGUGACGUCACCUGCAGGCUUCGAUGGAAUGUUUGCGAUUCAGGUUCUUGUUUUUUCUUCGAUUUUAAAUGAAGACAAGGCGAAUUUAACAAAAUUAUAAUUUUUAGGAAUUCGUUUUUUAUUUACCUAUACUGCAGCUGAAAUGAGAGAUAUUUUCAGCUUAAUAAGCAGUCGUAUUAGGUUAAGUGCUCUUGUCCUAGAGUCCUAACAGUCUUUUCUCGUUAGCAGUUAGAUCGAUAAUCGGAAUUUGUAUUUGACAAAAUAUCAUUUUUUUCGAUACUAACUAAUCCCUGAAUUUCCCUACAUUUUUCAAAUUUCUAUCCCUCUUCCCUACACCAGAAAAAAAACAUAAGUUUUUCCCUGCAUAUAGAAAAAUUCCCUAAGUGUUACCAUCACUGGAGAGAAUACUAAUGGCGUUUCCGAUUGGUAGAUCUAGUGCAGAACUAGUGCAAUUUUUUUUAUUUUUGUCUUUUUCUUAUAAUAGCUGCAUAAAAAACAGGGUCUGUUCACACAAAUUGCUUAUUUCUACAAAAACCACUCUUGAAGUUCUGUUAAGGGGAAACUUUGCAACUUCCACAACAGAAAAUUUGUGUUAUUGGCUACCAAGACACUGUUAUCAGCUUUAAAAUGCUUCUCAAGCUUUUUUGGGUUUUUCAUGACAAUCAGAAUGUAAUUUUCAGCUCCUAAAGCAGUAUAAUUACCUCAAGAAAGUCUCCAAUGUUCUUUUUAAUUCAGUUUUCCGUUUCUAGAAUACUGCGAAUGUUACCAAGUUUUGUGUGAAUGGUUAGACUAUUGAGAAUAAAGCAUGUCUUCUUCAACUUCUGACAAAGUGGAGUUAGCUCAAUGAGAUUCUCUUAUGAUUUUUUCCAGUAUUAUUGGACAUGUUUUCAAGCUUCUACAAUAGUGGAAAUUGUGCUGAGAGCUUCAAAAAAAAAAACCAUAAACAGCUUAAAAUUAUUGCUCUCAAAGCCUUCUUAUGACAAGUUUUCCAACUUCUACAACAACAAAAUUCGUGUUACUACUUACUACUAGCCACCACAAAACUGUCAGCUUGAAAAUGCUUUGCAAGUUCUUUCUGAGUUUUUGAAACGCAAAAACAGACACCUAAUUUGUAUAAAUAACAAUUUGGACGCUUAUCAGUCUCAGCUUGAGGUUUCCAUAUUUAAACUGAGUUCACUAAUACCUACCUGUGAAUUAUUUGUUGCAAAAAGUCUCCAUAAUACCAAACACCUUUCACUUCUAGUGUAUUCUCUCUUUUCCCACAGGUAUUUCUUGCCGUCACUUUAAACGAAAAAUCUUUUUAAACUCUUGUCACUACAUACCAAAGACCCUUUGUGUCAUAUUAAAUGCUGAUUUUUUUUUGUUUAAAUUUGUUUUUUCGAAUUUCGCCAAAUUCUUCCAACCAUGGUUGUGAUAGUCAUAGUUUUUAGCGCUUUCGUUUAUUAUUCCACAAGCUGAUUAUUUUAAAUUUUAAUACCAGUUUGUUAUUUAUAAGGUUAGAUUUAAGCUGGAAAGGCGGCAGAUCGGGUGGAAGGUUUGCCGGUUUUCCAGGCCGUUGUGCGGUUGAAAAAAUAAAACCAGCACAAAAACUCAAGUGCCUAUAAAUAUGUGCAAUUGAAUAAAAAUUUGGGCCUGACUUUUAGACAGGGUUUUUAAACAUAUUUAGGCGAAUUGAUUGUAUAUUUUAUCGGCUACGGUUCAGCCCCCACUAUUGUAUAAAAAUUUGCUGAAGAAAAUAAUAGACAAAAAAAAAAAAUGUAGAACUAAGUAAACGGUGUGUGAUUUUGAACGAUUUAUUUGAUUAAGGGACACGAGCAGGUACGGCCACUGAUAUUUUUCAAAUUAAAUAAUAAUAUUUUUAGACUAUCCCGUACUUGCUCGAGCCCGUAGUGUGUUGUCGAGAUGUAAUUUUGACGAUCUCGCAAAUUGUAGCGACGAUUUUUAAGCUAGCAAGGUACUGCCAACAUUUGUAAAAAGAUAACGUAUGUUCUAAGAUUAUCAAAAAAAAAAGAGUUUUAUCGUGUAGGCUAAUAAUAAUUAUAUAAACAGUUUUUGCCCGAUUUACUAACGCAAAAAAAAACCACUGGUAUUUUUUUCCGAUAGGGUAGUUGUGGGGUAGCAAAAUGAAUGUUAGGCCCUCAAUCUCAGGUGUAGAAUUUAUUAUCAUUCUUCUAAUAUAAAUUAGUAUAAACUUUACAUGUAAGUCAAAACACUACUGAAUUUUACAUUCCUUUUAAAUUUUAAUAUAUUUUUAUUGUUGAAGCAUUAAAUAAUAUUUGUCUAUUAAUUAUUGUCAAUAAUAAUUCCAAAUUGUUUCAAUUCAAGAAUUCAAUUAUUUAUUUUUUGUUGUUGAAUCAAAAUAAUGCCUUAUGAAAAAUAAUAAUGACAAAACAAAAAGUGUGCUCUCUGUCUAGUUAAUUUAUAGAAAUAAGUAGUGUUUAAGGUUUUAGGGUUUAAAACUAAAAGGCCAUCAAAUGGCUCGAGAAAGACUGUAGAGGGAUACCAGGUGAUUAGAUAAAGUUUUAGGCAAAACCAUUCUCCCAGUGAAUUGUUCUUGUCUAAAGAUGAUCAGAUAGCAUAGGACUUUUUGCACAGAUGAAAGUAACGAGAGAACACUAGGUCCAUCUAAAAAAAAAAGGUGCUCUAUCUAACAUACAUAAAUAACAGCCUAGUUUUUGUCAAUGGAAUCUCCCAUAUUAGUAUAUUUUUGCUAUAGACAAGAGAUUUUCUUGAUCAUAUCAACACAAAUUGAAAAAAAUAAAAAGACAAAUUGGUUAAUUAAAUCGUGCCAAAAUUUUUGCUUUAGGAACCUUUUUGCUCAUGGCGACACGUUGCUGUCGCAUACGCUUACUUGCUGUGUAUAAUAACUUAAAAAAAAUGCAAUAUGUGUAUAUAUUGGCUGAUGAUUCUUGUACAAUUGUUAUAAUUUCAUAGUAUAUUAAUGUGUAAUGUAAACUACUUAAUUAUUAGUCUAGAAAAUGUGUUAUUACAUAUUUAAGUAUUACAAUUAGUGGAUAUAAAAUUGAAAAACCUUUGCAAGUUUCUCUUCGUAUAACAAGAUAGAUAGAAUAAUUAGCUGCUGUAAAGAACAAAAGUGUUAUUUAUUGUUUCUUUUUUUUUGUUAUUUUGAAUUUAUAUUUGCCAAAUUUUUGCGUUAUGCUGACCUCUGCGUUUAGUUAUGAUGUUACUGUUGCCUGUUUGAUUAAUUUAAGAUCCGAGAUGAGUGAGACUGGAUUCUGGUUUUGUUUGCAUUGAAAUAAUAGUUGCAAGUGACGAACUUUGAAUGUAACGUGGUACAUAUUUGGAUAAUUUACCAUUGAAAUUACUAAAAAACGCCAGUCGUUUAGAGGUGGAUGAUGAGUUUUCGCCUUAUGAUUCCAAAAACUGUUGAAGGAUUUCCAAAAAGUUAUUUCAUUUAAUUGUCUCUGGGUAAAUAUUUUUUUCAUGAACUGCAUUUCGUUCUCUAUCUGUCCAAAUGCGUUCACAAAGUAAAAUGCACAUUUUCUACGAGAUUUUUAUCGUUCUUAUUUUUCCUCCAUUGCUUCUGCCAUCACGUUUUGUCGCUGGUUUUCUAGUUCUGUUCUUUGGUAUAUGUUGACCAGCACCUUUGAUAGCUUGCCUGCUAGGAAUUAGUUUUCUAAUUAUCAUUUUUUGUAAUCUUUUUGGACCUCUUUCGUCACAGUUAAAUACAUACAUAUAGUGGAUGUACUACUAUUGAAGACAUUAUUCUUCGAAUUUAUUGUUCAUUGUAAACUGUAUUACCGGUAUUACUAAACAAAAUUUCACCAGAAAAAUAUUGGAAUUUCUCACUCUUACCAGUUAUUUCAUCUCUUGGAGCUGAUUUAUUGCUGAGGCUUCUCUACAAAAAGAAGUCGAAGUCGAGAGAGGUCAAGUCUGGACGCCUAGGAGGCCAAGAAAUAUUUGUUCUAUCACAAAUGAGUGUAUCUGCAAGUACUGUGUUUUGACAGUUCAAUAUCAAUUGUAGCCCCAUCCUGUCUCUAAAAUCUUGCCAUAAUUGCUAGAGAAAAAAAAGUCAUUAUUUUGCACUCGUCACUUGCAAUGUUUCUUAUUUUUAAUUUUCUCACUAAUCUCACACCAUGAAAAUUAUAGUUACAAAUAAAACCAGAUUGCAGACUCUAAAGAAACAUCGGAAUUGUAUCCCUAAGUGACUUUGCUGACGAGCAGUAAACUUAUUAAAGUAAAAAUUAUUCGCUGAACUUAUUCAUCUCCAGUCGUUGCUGUCUAGUUCAAAAAAUCCGUGAAAAAAAUUGUUUGUUUGCAUUUUCGUUGGCUCGAAACUUGUGAUUUCCUUUCUUUUGUGAUAUAAGUACAAUUUUUGUGAUAUACCGAUAAUUAUAGCGUAUUUUAAUUGUUUUUUUCAUUAAUUUAAAAAAAAUAAAUAAUAAUAUACUUUUUGAGAAAACGCAUUCGAAGUCAAAAUUUGUGAGUAUAUGUACUUCAAAUUUAAGUAAGACUUAUUACAUAUUAGUAAGAACUUUAUCCUACAAGGAAUAAUAUUUAUUAUAAUCUAAAAACUAAGCCCACACAAAAAAAAAUCAAUUGAGUAGAAAAUAGAGUAUCAAGCAUGGGCUUCCCCAGCAAGCAUCAACAAUCAAUGAAAAAAAAAAAAAAAUAUAUAUCAUUUUCAACCAAAACUCGCCUUUAAAAUAUAGAAUUCCACUGUGCGAAGAAUACGAAAAACCUCAAAUGCCACGAAAAUGUAAGCAAACAAUUGAAAAGCAUCACAUGACCAGCUUGUUUCGAUAUUUGAUGUUAGGAUGACAUAUUCUUGCAACAAAUGGCCUAAAAACAAGUUCCCUCCUGUAAAAAUCUAGUCCAAUUUAAUUAAAUGUCCAAACUGAAAAUGAUUGAUUCCAAUUCUCUUGUCAUAAUAUGUUUGUAUUUUUGUUGUUUUAUUGGAAUUGUGUAUACAUUAUCUUCCGAAAAAAAAAAAUCGUUUCAAGUUCCUUAUGUGUUAAUUUUUGAUUCGCCUGUGUAUGUAUUUUUACGUUUAUAUGGUUGUGUUUAAAACUAAAACAAGUUGAUUUAUUAUAAACGGAUUUAAAUCGAAUAAGGCAAUAUAAUAAACUUUCCUGUAUUGACAGAUUCAAAUAUGUGAUAGUGCUGACAAUUUAAAAAAAAAAAAUGUAUCUUCUACCAUUAUCUAUCUAAAAAAAAAACAUCACUAACAUUGACAUAAUGAAAUUAUUGUUAUAGAGUGACAUUGAGGAGGUUGGCAAAAUUUGCCGCCUCCCUUAACUGAUUUAUAGGCUGUCUUUUUUGAUUUUUAUAAAAGACAUUUUUAUUAGGGACGCGAACAAUACAAUACCGUUAUUAUGUUUUUUUUUUGUUGUUUUAAAAUAGAAAUAAUUUAGACGUAGAAACUGGCUUAAAACGGGUCUGUCGCUAAACUUUUGAUUAAAAGUCUGAUCUGAAAAUUAAAAUAAUAAAAAUGACACGAAUCUCUGACAAGAAUAUAUGGUCGGCAGGUACUAAAAAAAUUUGUCACUAGGAGGGUAAACUCAGGGACCAGGCCAAAAGUCACGGUGAUAUCAAGUAGCUAAAAUUUAACAAAACAAUUGAAAAAUCAAAUCGGAAAAAUAAACACCCCUCCCCUCAAAGUAAUUAAUAAUACACUUUACUCUUAAUGUAAACUCAAUUGAAUGUUGUAGAAAAAUAUUUUCAAAUCUGUAAAAUAAAAUAGUUUAAAAAGUUAUGGAAAAAAAAACUACCCUACUGCACUGUAACGUUCAAAUUCUAAAUAUUUUAAAAAUAUUUACAUGAUACAGUGAGUCCAAUAUUGUCUCCCAAUAAAUACAUUGAAAGUAAGAAAUCUACAGUGCAGAUGGGCACCUAGGUUUAAGUUAGGUUAUGUAAGUGCUUUUGAACAACAUUCUUGUUGUUUAUGCUCUGUACUUGUAACCCAAAUGACCAGUAUGCAUUCAGUAAUAAAGGUUGUCUUAAUGUAA